AUGGCGGAUGAAAAGCAAAAGGCUGCUCCUGAAAAGGAUACAAGUGCAAUAAAAAAAGUUUUGUCAACUAAGUCAUUGGGUUUAAUCAAAGCAUGGGAAGAAAGCGAGGAAAACAAAAGUAGACAACAACUAUCUAAUGUUGUUGCGUGGGAGCUCAGCAAGCAAGCGUAUAUUGAUGCGCGACAGAAGAAGUUUGAGCGAAAACUAGAAAGGAAGAAGGCAAUGUACGUAGAAAAGAUGCAAAACAAAGUUGCUGAGAUUCAUAAGAAAGCAGACGAGAAAAGGGCGAUGGUUGAAGAUGUGAAAGAGGAAGAACGUACAAAGGUAGAAGAGAAGGCUGACAAAUUCCGUGAAAUUGGGCAUGUACCAAAGAAAAUCCUAUGUUUUAACUUUUGA
Prunus armeniaca (apricot) is the source of this 396-nucleotide messenger RNA. The record is from the annotation of a GenBank genome assembly. Lineage: Eukaryota; Viridiplantae; Streptophyta; Magnoliopsida; Rosales; Rosaceae.